AUGUCUCCCUUAUCCGGACUAUUCCUUGCCUUGUCAGUCUUGCUGGCACCAGCAUCACUCGUGAGGGGAGAUGCGUUCGAGAUUACUCUACAGCUGCCAACCCAAAUGCCCGUCUGGGCAGAGCCUCUCUCGCCUCAUCUUGCCAGUCUCAGCAUAGAAAUGGACCGUUGGACGGACUGGGCGGGGCCAGAAAUCGGAGAACCUAAUGAGUAUGUGAAUCAGCUUCUGCGUAAUUUGGGCGAGAGGACAGAAAGUAUGCCGUUCCUUAGGGUCGGAGCGAAUUCUCAAGAUAGGGCGACUCUGGAUCUUUCAGUGCAAGUCAUGAACGCGACAUUCCCCGAGCCGACUGAAACUGUUCCCCAGCCCGAGGCAGAGUCCAUCUUCAUCGGGCGCGACUUCUAUGCUCUGUCCGGAAACUUGCCAGCAGGGACUUCUUUCAUGUGGGGGUUGAAUCUGAAGUCAUUUAACAAGUCUGAAACCGCUGCACAGGCAGAGCUCCUUGCCGAGACAUUCCAGGGUGCACGAUCCAAUCUGACCAAGCAUGUCAAACUCGUGGAUGUCGAGAUUGGCAACGAGCCCGACUUUUAUGGCCCUAAUACUCGCAUUCCGGGUCCGCUUGACUCGUCAUGGGAUCUGGUUAAUUACUCUUCGACGUGGCAAGAAUACGCCGAAGUCGUUCAAGGCGCAAUCCGCUUCAACGACAGCGAGGCCGGUCCUAAUUUAUCGCCGGGCGCUUUCACCGGAUUUGUAGCCCCGGGGUGGAGUGUUGACGGGGCUAUCAUGGCAGGUAUUUUGGAUCAGACCGAUUUGCGUUCCAUAAGUGCACAGUUUGGCACCCACCUCUACUCAGGUGCCUUUAGCCCGAAGCUCAAGUUCAUACCGGGGGAGCUAAUGAACAAGAAAUUCAUUCGCGGCAACCUAACAACAAAGGCCAGCGAGAUAAAGGCUGCGAAAGCUUUCGGCGUGAGAUAUUGCCUUACCGAGGCCAACUCCUUUGCCAAUCACGGGAUCCCGGGCCUUAGCAACACCGCCGAAAGUGUCGUCUGGGGGGUCGACUACCUGUUAUAUGCGGGAACGAUGGGUAUUAAACGAGUGCAUCUGCAUCACGGAGUCGGCUUCUCCUAUAACACCCUCCAACCCGUCACUUCAUCGGAGUUGAGCGGGGACAACACAAAUAUCACAGCUCCGCAUAUCCUGCCAUUGUACCAUGCCCUACUGAUCGUCAACGAAGCCAUCGGGAAAGGCAACACCUCAUAUGUUGCCGAGCUCGCGGCAAGCAAUGAUACCCUCGCAGCCUAUGGUGUUUGGGAGGAUAACAAUCUCCGGCGCAUAGUGGCUUUGAACAGUAACACCUACCUGACGAACGGUACUGCAGCGUCUUUCAGCAUCAAUUUGAAGGGGGAAGGUGGAAAGAGGGUUUCUUGGAUCAAGCGGCUCAAGGCGCCGGCCACAACCGCAAGUACUGGCCUCACUUGGGCUGGUCAAAGCUUUGAGACGCUUUCGGGAAUGCCGGAAGGGGAAGUGGUACUCGAGAAGGUUCAGAAUGGAGUGUUCGAGAUCCAACCUUCAUCGGUUAUUCUUUUGGAAUUCGAGUGA
This is a messenger RNA of Diaporthe amygdali, 1596 nucleotides long. RefSeq lists its product as uncharacterized. The record is from RefSeq and is a predicted model, not a curated record. Lineage: Eukaryota; Fungi; Ascomycota; Sordariomycetes; Diaporthales; Diaporthaceae. The transcript is spliced from 5 exons. The coding region runs from base 1 to 1596 and encodes 531 amino acids.